This is a messenger RNA of Spinacia oleracea (spinach), 1296 nucleotides long. RefSeq names its product chaperone protein dnaJ C76, chloroplastic. Bases 108 to 1127 code for a protein of 339 amino acids. Gene Ontology annotation, molecular function: iron ion binding; electron transfer activity. The record is from RefSeq and is a predicted model, not a curated record. The transcript is spliced from 9 exons. Lineage: Eukaryota; Viridiplantae; Streptophyta; Magnoliopsida; Caryophyllales; Amaranthaceae.
UUUAUUUCCAAUUAAAACCUUAAAAUAAAUAAAGAAAGAAUCUUGCCAAUAAUCUGAAUAAAAAUAAUUAAAAAAUAAACUAAAAAAAGCUCUUGAAAACUGUAAAAAUGGCUCAAUUGUUAACCCCAGUAUGUACAGAUCCAUUCAAAUUGCAAAACCCAGUACAUAAUUUUAAUGCCUUUUCAAGUAGAAGUAGUCGGAGCGUGUUUUCUACACGCUGUCAUAAAUGGCGUGUGAUGGGUCAGAAUAGAAGCCGGGGUUCGACCCGAGUAAAGGCAGUUGCUGAUGAUUCAAUCGGAAUGGUGGAUGAGGUUGCUGAUGAUUAUUAUGCAGUUUUGGGUCUGACACCAGAUGCUACACCACAGCAAAUUAAAAAAGCCUAUUAUAAUUGCAUGAAAGCUUGUCAUCCGGAUUUGAGUGGUGAUGAUCCAGACACUGUCAACUUCUGCAAGUUCAUCAAUGAAGUAUAUGGGGUGUUGAGUGAUCCAGUGCAACGAAUGGUGUAUGAUGAAAUUCAUGGGUAUUCUUUGACAGCGAUAAACCCGUUCAUGGAUCCAUCGAGCUCUAGAGAUCACGUAUUUGUUGAUGAAUUCAGCUGCAUAGGAUGUAAAAACUGUGCUAAUGUGGCACCAGAUGUUUUUGAAAUCGAGGAAGACUUUGGAAGGGCUCGAGCGUACAAGCAAUGUGGCAUGUCUGACCUUGUUCAACAAGCGAUAGAGAGCUGCCCAGUUGAUUGUAUCCAUUGGACUUCUGCUGCACAACUAUCUUUGCUUGAAGAUGAGAUGCGGAGAGUGGAGCGAGUUAAUGUUGCACUGAUGCUAGCAGGCAUGGGAGCAUCAUCGGAUGUAUUCAGAAUGGCUAAUUCUCGCUGGGAGAAACGACAAUCUAAACUUCUGGAAAAAGCUAGAUUGAGGAUGAUGAGAGAGAAUGGCGCUGGUGCUGCUGACGCAUACUGGGAUAACCUCUGGGGAAAGCAGAAAGGGUACCAAACUACAGAGGAAGAAGUAAAAGAGCGAGCAGGACGAGCAGCUGCAGCAGCUCGUAGGUGGCGAGAAUACUCAAGGAAAGGCGCUGAUAAACGUCCCACCUAUAAACUUCCUGAGGCAGUGGAAGUGUCUAUGGAGUAAUCACCGUCCAACAUGCAUACAUUAACUUUUGGGAUUCAUCUUACAAAUGUAUAGCUUAUAAUUUGCAUAUAUCUCUUUACCCUCUUUUCUAUUUAUCAUGUGAUCAAAAUUCAAACUAGAAUCUCAAAAUAUGAAAAGUAUAUAUAACUAGAAAUAUUUGACAAGGAAA